AUGGCCACGGGGGCACACGACAGUGGCAUGGGUGCUGCAAUGCCUACAGAUGCUUCACCCGGGACGGCCAAGAUGCCUCCGCCCGAGAAGCCUGCCGACGUGCGAAGGAGGCCAUAUAUUAUCAUGUCGUUUUGGCUUGUAGUCCUACUCUUAGGUCUGCCCAUUUGGUGGAAGACGACGACAAUUUACCGAGCCAAUCUCCCUAUUGAAGCCAUGCUGCGAUGGGCAGAUGGCAAUAUCUCAGUCGAGGCCGAGUCGAUGUCGCAACCAGAAGCUCAGCACUUAGUUCACUUGACGCAGCAUGCUAUUGACGACCUCAACGACUUCUCUGGCCACCACCUGCGUCUCCAGCUCGCUUCGUUCGAACAGCCUGACGAUGACACCCCACCAGCUUUGGCCCUGCGCCUCCGUCCCGGUGACGACACGACCUCUUCCCUCGACCCGCACACGGCCGCCCUCGAUGUCACAUAUCUCCCCGCGUCGGUACCUUCACUGAGUGCUGGCUCGUCCCCGCUGGCAACAUACGUGGCUAACCAGCUACGCACCACCUUUGCUGAGGAGCAGUCCAUCAUUGCCUACCUCUUGUCUACGUCUUCGACAGCGUCGCCGGGUGAGCAUCGGCCCGAGGCCCUGACACCGACAGCCAUGGAGGCCUUGUCUAAGCGCACCACUCGAUCCCUCCGCUACGCGCCCACUUACCACCUCGCCUUCUCCCUCUUUACCGACGGACCUAGCCCCAACACGUGGGAUGUCCAAGGCGCUCUCGACCGCUACAUCCGCCCCGUCCUUGACAUGCUCGGUCCCAUACAUAACUUUACCGUCGACACGCAGCUUCAGCUGUAUGCUACACCUGGCGUGCAGGAGCAGGUCCUCAAAAAGGAGCACCUGGCUUCGUUCAUCAACGCUGCCGAGUGGCCCUUGUCGCCGUCUAUUGGCGGUGCCCCGACCGUCAACUUUGUCAUCUUUGUCGGUAACCAAACCAUCGGCCUGGACUCGGGCGACGGCACAGAAGUCCGUACGUCGCAGUCCUGGAUGAUCCCCCAAUGGGGCACCGUCUACCUGCUUGCCCUACCGCCUACGAUUUCGCAUGUUGCCGUCGACACAUUGCGCCAGCCCAUGCUCACAUUUGCAGCCCACCUACUCACCCUCCUCGGCACGCCCGAGUCCGGGUCCCUACCGCUCCGUCUUUCUACAUUGGGCCGUGUGCGCUCAGCUGACCUACUUCUCCGCGCUUCGUCGACUCUGGGCUCCCUGGCUCGCCUCUCGCUCGCUCUCCCGUCUAUGUCCAUUCCGCAGACUGUAGCAGACGGUGUCGCUAUGAGCAUGCAUCAUCUUGAGCUGGCGUGUGCCAACCUGGGCGGUCCGGCCGGUCUAUGGCACGCCCGCAUUGCAGAGGACGAGGCUGAGAGGGCAUUUUUCGAGAAGAGUAUGGUUGGACAGCUCUACUUUCCUGACGAGCACAAGGUAGCCGUCUAUCUGCCUCUCUUGGGUCCCGUUGGCGUCACUCUCGUCAUGGGACUGGUCAAGGAGGUCAAGAACUGGGUGGCAAAGAGGAAAGAAAAGGCCCGUGAGGCCAAGCAAAAGAAAGCAGAAUAG
Geosmithia morbida is the source of this 1596-nucleotide messenger RNA. Its product is annotated as GPI-anchor transamidase subunit S. Gene Ontology annotation, biological process: attachment of GPI anchor to protein. Gene Ontology annotation, cellular component: GPI-anchor transamidase complex. The record is from RefSeq and is a predicted model, not a curated record. Lineage: Eukaryota; Fungi; Ascomycota; Sordariomycetes; Hypocreales; Bionectriaceae. The transcript is spliced from 2 exons. The coding region runs from base 1 to 1596 and encodes 531 amino acids.